Molecule: messenger RNA, 1174 nt
Organism: Zingiber officinale
Lineage: Eukaryota; Viridiplantae; Streptophyta; Magnoliopsida; Zingiberales; Zingiberaceae
Exons: 4
Coding region: 94-888 (264 amino acids)
Molecular function (GO): protein binding
Source: RefSeq, a predicted model, not a curated record
ACUGACCUAAAUUGAAGACAUUGGGCCGUCCUCUGUUCCUCCCUCCAUCUCCCCUCUUCCCUCUCUCCACCUCCCAUCUUCCCGACUUUCGCCAUGGAUUGCUGCGACAAGCUCCUCUCGGAGUCGGGCAUCAUCUGGUCCGUUCUUAAUGCGGUCUACACCAAGUUCUCCCUCAUUCAAGGCCUCGAGGAUGCUGUCGACAAGCUCCAGAGAACCCAGAAUUCGAUCCAAUGCUUACUCAUUGAUGCUGAAGCGCUUGACAUCGUCAACGAAGCAGUCAAGGGUUGGGUCUGCGACAUGAAGACCGUCGCCUUCGACGCCGAAAAUAUUAUCGACGAGUUCCAGACUCUCGUCGAUAUCACCAAGCACGCAGAAGCUCCUUCUCGUAGAAGGAAGAGGUCAAUCCCCUAUCUCGGAGGCUUCAUGACCCUCGUCAAGCGUCGCAGAAUCGCCGAGGAUAUUGCCAAGAUCGAGGACAGACUCGACGAGAUCCGUAAAAGCCGAAUGAAUCUUGGAUUGGAGCCCUCGGAUGGACAGCGGCGAAGCAACGGCUCGAAUGAGAUGGUCUGUAUUCCUACCAGUGCAAAGUUUGAUGAGUCUAGAAUUUUUGGAAGAACUAAAGAGUGUGAUUCGGUUGUAGCUGCUCUUAAAGCUAAAUCAGUUUCGAAUCUGCAUAUAGUUGUGAUCCACGACCUCCCUGGAAUCGGAUAUAUGUUUCAAGAAAUUGAUGCACCAUCCACUGACAAUGGCAAUGGAAAUGAUAGGCACAUACAAAAUACUUGUGUUACAUCCGAUGAAGGUUUGUAUGAAGGGUUUGAUUGGCUCUCCAGCAAUAUCAAGAAAUCAAAACUUCUUGAGGCUUUUUAUCUCAGCAACAACAAUUGUUAGCAUUCGAUGUUGGGGCAACAUCGUGGAAGCCAGAAAAUUGUCAACGUGCCUCCUUUUCUUCUGCCUUAUGAAAACCUUAAUACUUGUCUGUAGAACAAAUACGUGUUUGGUUCACUUUUUUCUGCAUUGAUACCUUUUGAUACUUUUUCUGCCAACAUCCUUAUCUCUUUUCUGAAAGAGCUACAUAUUUUUUUUCCUGAAUUUAAUUUCAUUUGCAAAUUUGCUCGUCUGGUUUAUGGAUCUUGUGGUUAAAUUUGCUAUAUAAUUCAAGGCACAGCACACCAAA